Molecule: messenger RNA, 2361 nt
Organism: Saccharomycopsis crataegensis
Lineage: Eukaryota; Fungi; Ascomycota; Saccharomycetes; Ascoideales; Saccharomycopsidaceae
Gene: MLH2
Product: mismatch repair protein MLH2
Exons: 1
Coding region: 1-2361 (786 amino acids)
Biological process (GO): mismatch repair
Cellular component (GO): MutLalpha complex
Molecular function (GO): ATP binding; mismatched DNA binding; ATP hydrolysis activity
Source: RefSeq, a predicted model, not a curated record
AUGCUCAAUAUUCUUUCAGAAGAAUCGUCUGUUUCUAUUCUUUCAUCGUCUUCCAUAUUUUCCCCGGUCACCGUCGUACGUGAGUUGAUAGAUAAUGCUCUUGAUGCUGAUGCUUCUAAUAUAACUAUAGAAGUUGACUUUGAAACUGCUGGCCUUUCACGAAUAUCGGUCAAAGACAAUGGGUGGGGGAUUUUUAAAGAAGAUCGUGCUGCUGUUUGCCGACGUAAUUCAACAUCAAAAAUAGAGACAAUGGAAGAUAUUAAACUAAAGAUGUCUUCUUUAGGAUUUCGUGGGGAAGCGCUCUUCUUUCUUGCUAGUCUUUGUGGAAACUCUUCUCCUUUGGGCAACAGAAGAAUGAUUAUUGCUAGUAAAUCCCGAGAUGACACUGUUGGUGAGCAAUGGCAUAUUGAUGGACAAGGUGAAAUUAUUCCUAGAUCUAAAAAAACUAUUCCCAUUGACGGCACCAGCGUUACAAUAUUUGGAUUAUUUGAUUCCCUACCAGUGCGAAAAAAGUUUUUAAUGAAAAAGAGAUCAUCAACCAUAAGCCUGCUACGUGAAUUAGUAAUAAGCUAUGGUAUGAUUAAUGCCCGUAAAGCAAAAUUUUCCCUAAAGUUCACUAAACACAAUGCUAAGGGACAAGUUAUCAACGGCGCUCCUAUAUCUAUACCAGCUAUGAUCAUAAACAAAUCUGAUUCUAAAAUUAAUACACUUUCUGAGCUUUGUGGGGUUCACAAUUUAAGUAAAGAAGUGGUGUCUGGUACCAUGGAACUUUUUUUUGAGACGUCGGAUAUAUCUUGGAAAAUUUCCUUUAUAUUGCCAAUAAUGAAAGCUCAGAAUAAAGUGAUAUCAUCUCAAAGGUCCGUUAAAGUUCUAUCAGUUAAUGGUAGAGUGAUGUCUCUCUCGAUGGGAUUUGGAAAACGGGUAGCGAAGAUGGUAAAAGGAAUUUAUACGGGCUUGGGAUUACUUGCACCUAAUAAUUGGUAUGCUGAACUACUGAGUGACAAUGCGACAGGUGAUGUCAAUAUUGAGCCCGAGAAAUGUGAUAUCACCUUAGAUUUUGAGGAUGAGGUAUUGAAUGAAUUGGAAGAAUGGUUGAUUAACAAAGUUGAAAUUUGUCACCAAGAAACCAAUAGUGAUUUGGAUCAUCAAAAACAAAAAAAUGUUGAAAGACCCAAAGUCACAUAUGUACAAACUACAAGGAAUAUUAACAAUAACACAAUCAUUGACAAUUUUAGGGCUGAGGGAGCUGCGGAUGAUAUGGUACGCAUAAGCGAGAAGGAUCUUCCAGAGCUAAGCGGUUCCGAUGAUAAAUUUCUAGAAGAUGAUGAUGACGAUUUCAUACAGCUUCUAGAGAAGCAUAGCAAUGACAAAGAAAUCAAAACUGGUGUCAAUACACUUGCCAUCCACAAUGAAGCUAUUGAUCUCACAAGAUCACGUUCAGUAUCAUCUUCCAAUGUCAUCUCUCUGCAGAGAAAUAUCAACACAGUUUCAAAUACAAAUCUAGAUAUUAUUGAUGAUGUUACCUAUGACAAAAAAAAGGGGGAUACUUCUUCUAUCACUGCUUCAACCACGGCGAAUGAAGAUUGGUGCUUCUCUAUGGCAGAUAUAACCGAUGAUACGCUUCUCCAAGAGUAUGCUUCUCUGAAUUCCAACGAAGAUAUUUCUGCUUUACAAAAUGAAGAUCUCUCUUUAUCUAAAGAUAUCUCCAUUUCAAAUCCAUUUGUUUUGUCCAAAUUGAAAAGCUCUAUGUGUCAAGCUAGAGACGAUAGAAAACUAUUAGGGAGUAAGAGAGAACAAACCCCAAUUUUGCAAACUAUAGUAAAGAAAAAAUGUGCAAAAGAUCCUGCUAUAAAAGAAUCUGACAAUAAAAUCUCAAGUCCUAAUAUCACAUCUACUAGCGACAUUUGUGCUGAUCGCAUCUCUUCAUUAAGAGAAGGACAUACUAUUAAAAACAGCAUUGAAAGGACACAAAUUGAACAUUCGUCAAAAUCUUCGAACAAUAGCCUAAUAAUAGCUAUGCUGCAAAGAUCUGUUAUACAAAAAGAUAAAUCUUCUGCCACUCGAAAGCUCUCAUCUUCUAGCUCUCCUUGUCCGGUAUCCAAGGAUGCAAGAUCUUCUUAUCGUCUCGCUUCCAAAACCGAGAUGACACAUUGUUAUAUAUAUGUUCAUCCAUCAUUUGAUGCGCUAUCCAUGACAACUUCUGUCUUUGAAAAUCUGUUGAGAUUUUAUGAAAUUGAGGAUAUUGACUCUCAAACGAAAAUUCUCCAAUUUGCACAAGGUAUAUUCAACAACAUAAAUGGUGAUGCGGAUGAGGUUGUUAAAGUGUCACAAAUGAAAAACUGGUGUCUUUUGGAAGUCUAG